Messenger RNA from Penicillium nucicola, 2349 nucleotides. RefSeq lists its product as uncharacterized. The transcript is spliced from 3 exons. NCBI's taxonomy places the organism in Eukaryota, Fungi, Ascomycota, Eurotiomycetes, Eurotiales, Aspergillaceae. Gene Ontology annotation, molecular function: zinc ion binding; DNA binding; DNA-binding transcription factor activity, RNA polymerase II-specific. The coding region runs from base 1 to 2349 and encodes 782 amino acids. The record is from RefSeq and is a predicted model, not a curated record. Gene Ontology annotation, biological process: regulation of DNA-templated transcription; DNA-templated transcription.
AUGACUGAGUACCCAAACUCCCAUCUAGUGCCGUUCCUUGGAAGCAGUUCAGCAUCAAAUAUGCUCGCUCUAGGUGAUCACGAACUUGCUGAGAGUCCACAUCUCUUUGAUUUUCCCGUCGACUAUUUCUUCGAUGAUUUUCCAAGCAAUACCGAGGUGCCGUCCAGGAGAAUCGUUCUUACUACAAACCAUCACAACCCGAAUCCUAAGGUUCCAAUAUCUCGCAUGAGUACCCCGAUAAGCUGGAACAACAGAGCCCGUGUUAGUCAAGCAUGCAAAGCUUGCCGCCAGCUUAAAACCAAAUGCAGCGGCCAGCGACCGGUGUGUCAAAGAUGUGAAGACCUCGGGCUUGACUGCAACUAUAGUGAGCGAAAGCGGGAGGUGGUCAACAAGAAAAUGGAAGACUUGAGCGCACAUAUUGAUAAGUUAGAAAAUCUGUUGCGUGAUGUCUACCCCAAGCUUGACAGCACCUCUGCCCAGCAUGUUGACCGAACACUGAACAACGUGAGCUUAACCUUUCCUCGGUUUGACUUCGUCUAUAUCCUCAGUUUAGACCAGCUCAUCUCCGCAGGAUUUUCUGAUUUUCUCUCUGACGAUGUACAGGGUUUGAGCCACGAUCGGGCUAGGCUGAAUUUGCGUCCCCCAGCAGCAGAGCGCUCCAAUACACCAAAGGCUCCACCGACUACUUUCGGUCACACAGAUGAAGAUUUCAAUCGUAGCGGGGAAUUACAGGCACUAGGAUUUGUCGGUGAGCACUCAGAGAUGGCAUGGCUGUACAGAAUCAAGUCUGCACUGGAACAAGCCUCCACCACACCAUCUACGUCGCAGGAAACUACGAGUCGACCGUCCAUCGCUUCCAUAAAUUAUUACAUAGCUGACUGGAGGAUGGAGGUGCAAGAUGAAGUUAGUGUGUUUGAGAGGCCAGAGAAGUCCGAGGCGGACCAGCUCAUCGACACCUAUUUUCGAAUCAUCCACCCAUCAUUCCCUGUCGUUGGCAAAAUGACCUUCCUUGGUCAAUACAAAUUGUUUUACGCCGAUACAACUGCCCGACCUAGGAAGCAAUGGCUAGCUAUUUUGAACUUCAUGUUCGCCAUUGCCGGAAUGCACUUAUCACCCACGCAGAAUAUUACCGAGUGUGACGAAUUUUCACAUCGGGUUUUUUUUUCACGGGGAUGGAUACUUAUGGGCAAGUCAAUAGGUCCUGAUAUCCCACCUUCAGACUCAAUCUUCCCACGAACUUCCUUGCUAACAAAUUUGUCUCACAGGUCUUGGAAGUGCUGCGGCAUUGCAAUCUGUUCUGCUCUAGCUAUGGGGCUCAACCUCCGUAAUGAAAGCCAGAUUGUGGCCCCUUUAUCGAAAGAGAUUAGAUAUCGGGUGUGGUGGUCACUGUAUGUACUUGAUACUUCGCUUGCAGGGAUUACUGGCCGUCCCUCGAGGAUUAACGAGGCAUUUUGCACAACACCACCCCCAGUUCCCUUUGAGGAGGGGGAUUUGAAUGUCCGGCUUGCCCAGAAGGACUUCAACGAAAACAAGGAUUUAACUCAGUCGGCGUUAAACUUCUUUAACGACGUAGGGAGGAGUUCCUUGAAAAAUGAUCAGGACAAAGAUGGACUACUGGGACGCUCAGUUUCAAGAUGUCAACUGCUUAGCACCGAAACUAUCGUCCUUUCCAUCCCAGAAUCGCCCCAGCCAAGCGAUUCUUUGUCUUUUUCAUAUGGGGUGGAAUUGACAAUACUCAUGCGUGAAGCAAUUGACAAAAUUUACGCUCCUGGUACAACCCAUAAACAAUGGGUGGAAGUGGAAAGAAUGAUUGCUUCAUUCAAUACCAAAGCCAACACUUGGCUCGCCUCGCUUCCGGCAUCUUACCAAUUUCAAAAGAUCUCUGAGAACAGGCCACUGAGGCAUCAGCUGUCUAGGGUUGCUCUCCAGUUCUACUCCGUCAAGCUUGUCAUCACACAGCCGUGCCUUCAACGAAUUCUUCAUAGCAUCACAACGGCUUCUGACGCAUCUGAGGAGGUUUCCGAUCCAAUGACGGAAACCUGCAUUAGGGCCGCAGGUCAAUUACUGGACUUGCUGCCAGAUGAACCAAACUUGACCUGGCUGCAUGGGGUCGUUCCAUGGUGGUGCGCUCUCCAUUAUCUGAUGCAGACCAUCACUAUCAAUUUGACUGAAUUAUUUCUCCGUACCAAAGCUGGCACAAAUGAAAACAUUGCAAUCUCUAUGAAGUUGGAAAAAGCUUUAGCGUGGCUCAAAACAUUGUCAAAAGUGAAUAUUUCCGCCCAGAAAGCCUGGCUUAUUUCUUCGGAUAUCAUUUCACAUCAAGGGUUGAAACUUGGCUCGGCUGCUUGA